CUCCCAAAGUGCUGGGAUUACAGGCGUGAGGCACCACGCCUGGCCGAUCCUCAGACAUUUUUUAAUUUUCCUUUUUUAGUGUUACAGUCAGCCAUUUGCAAAAUGAGACUUCCCCCUAACUUUGCGUCAAACUCAGAGACGUUGUCAUCUUGGCUUUGAUGUGGUGGAGAAGAGGGGCUUCCCGUUCUGGGACGAGGUGUCUCCACCUGGGUCCGGUGGACACUGGGGCUGGAUUGUUCUCUGGGGUGGGGCCAUCCUGGGCACUGCAGGGUGCUAAGCAGCAUCCCUGGCUUCCACCCACUCCAUGCCAGGAGCGCCGCCCCCGAGGCAUGGCAAACACAAAUGUCUCCAGACACUGCUGGUGUCUCCUGGUGAGCAGAAUUUCCUCCAUUUGAGGACCCCUGGACCAGGGUGCUGGAAUGGGGGUGAGGGGUACUCUGCAGUUAUUCUCUGCUCUUUUUUUGAGGGGAUGGGGAAUGGAAAGCAAGAGCCUAUCAUCCACCAAAUGGCUCUGUGGCUUGACACUGCAGUGCUACCAACAAAAACCAUGUCCCUAGUCUUGGGGGACCAAGGAACCUGGGGGAAUAUGACUAUAGUCAUGUAAUGAGGGCGGGUUUAUGUAUUACGCAAGUGCUGGGCUGGGGAGUCAGGACAUACCCGCAGGGAAGAAGACAGACAGGUCCUUCUCUCCUGGAAGCCCCUCGUGAAACACCUAAUUGGUGACAUGGUACACUGGAGGAUCAGAGGGUGUCACUCAAGCAUUUUGGCUUGGUGGCGGUGGGGGCGGGGGCGCGCCAGGCACUCAAGCACCCCUAAGCUGAUCUGGAGAAAGUGUCGGGGAAGGGGAACAUCAGCAUUUCUCCCUGAGGAAUCAUCUUACGCCCAUGAUGGCAACUGGCCCACAGUAACACUGAUGGAGCGAGCAUCUUCUUAUGGCUCGGUAACCCAAUAGCUGUGUGGCCAUGGGCAGGUUACUGAACCUCUCUGUGCCUCAGUCUUCUCUUCUGUAAAAUGGUAACAUCUAGGAUUGUUGGGGGAAAUAAAUGGUUAAUAAUUGGACUAGUGCUGGGUGCAUAGGAAGCUGUAAGUGUUAUAGCGUGGCCACAGCCCCCCCUCUCCCCUCCUCUCUCCUGUCUCCGCUUUGCUGCUGCCCUGCUGCCUUGAUGGGAUACUCCCUCUGUCUCUGUUUGUCUGUCUAUCUGCCUGUCUCAUCCCCUUUUCUUUCCUCUGUUCCCCCACCCCCACCACUGAUGCAGUUUGGACCAAGUUUUCUUCAGCCAGUUAAUUUAGAGACAAGGAGAACCUAGAUAUUUAAUGGGGGCUUGGGGGACUUCCUUACAGCCGCAGGUCUCUGUGAAAAGGGCCCUGGAUGAUCUCUGCAGAAGCCCACCUGCUGUUGGUUAGCCAGGACCAUCUCCACUUUCAGACACCAGCUUCAUCCAAACACUCUUUGCUGUAUUUAUAACCACAGUGCAUUUCCUCGGGACGCACAUCUUACGGCUUCUUGGCGCCUUCGCCCAGGGUGCACUGCCUGGACCAUCGCCCGCCGGCAGAGACACUGUCUUUCUUUGUGUGUUCUCCUUCCUCUGGUCGAGAUGUGGCUUGGUCAUCUGGAGCGGGGCCCAGAAGUCGCCUCGGCUUCGUGGAGGCUCGCUGUCCCCAUGGCGGAAAGCUCGGCCACACACCCUGAUGUCUCGACACCUUUGAGCUGCCCGUGAAUGGGUUUUCAGAGCUUCCCGUGUUUACUUCGCUGCACGCCUCUGUUUGUGCUCUGGAGAAAUUCUUGGCAGAGGAGAAGCCAAGUGGAAAAACAGCCCUGCUUGGUGUCAGGGCUUGAGGUUGAGGGAGAAAGACUGAAAUGGAGAUUUGCAUGAACUGGUUUGUGCAUGUAACAAGAGUUUGUCUUAAAAAAAAAAAACAAAAAAACUGGCCUGGUGCGGUGGCUCACUCCUGUAAUCCCAGCGCUUUGGGAGGCUGAGGCCGGCAUAUCACGA
This is a messenger RNA of Chlorocebus sabaeus (green monkey), 1994 nucleotides long. Lineage: Eukaryota; Metazoa; Chordata; Mammalia; Primates; Cercopithecidae. The record is from RefSeq and is a predicted model, not a curated record.